Molecule: messenger RNA, 1500 nt
Organism: Prionailurus viverrinus (fishing cat)
Lineage: Eukaryota; Metazoa; Chordata; Mammalia; Carnivora; Felidae
Gene: ODF4
Product: outer dense fiber of sperm tails 4
Exons: 4
Coding region: 222-1076 (284 amino acids)
Cellular component (GO): plasma membrane
Source: RefSeq, a predicted model, not a curated record
GUUAGGGGCCCGGUCCUACUGAAUAGGUUGUUUCUUUCCCAGACCCCAGGCCCUGUGGUGGCAAGGACUCUGCCUGCUACAAAUAUUUAAAGGAUGAGGGGCCACUGAGCCCAGCAAGGGAAGGUGGAGAUGGGGUGGAGGUUAGGAGGAGAGACAGGGAGUGCUCAAGAUGGGGGCAGGGGCCUUUAGGGCUGGAUUUCCCGGGCCGGUAGGAAAAAAGGAUGAGCAUCCAAACCCCGGCGAGGGAAGGGGGGGCUGGGAAGCAGGACGGGGCGGAGGGGAGCCUGGCGCAAGAAGAGAGCUGGCCGGCUGACCCCAGCGGUGACAGGCAGGUGCCCGGGGAGCACCCCUCAGAGCCCCGGAGACUCUCCGUGCUGCCCCUGUGGUGGAGGAUGACGCACAGCUCCCGCUGGGUAGCGCGGGUGCUGGCCUCGGAGCUCAGCCUCGUCGCCUUCAUCCUGCUGCUGGCCAUGGUGUUCUCCAAGAAGUGGCUGUGCCUCUCCGGGAGCCGCGUCUACCAGCGCUGGCCCACCAACGUCAGCGCGAGAAUCUACACGUCGGCUCGUCUCAUGUCCAUGGGGCUCCUGUACAUCUGCAAAUCCAAGAGCUGCUCCAGCUCCGAAAACGGGAAAGAUAGUUUUAAGCUGUGGGAAAAUCACCCGGUCUUCGGGGUGGCCCGGAUAACCUUCUGCCUGACCCUGGGGCUGGGCUUUGUCUUCACCGUCUGGUUGCACCUGCCGUAUCUACCUGGUCUGAAGAGACCGCCCUUCUUUAGCUGGAUCGGGACCAUCCUGAGCUUCUUUGAAGUUACCUUUAUCUUCUCCACCCUCCUGCUGUUCCCUAUUAACCUCUGGAUCUUUGAGUUGAAGAGGAAUUUAUCUGUCCCCAUCGGCUGGAGCUAUUUCAUAGGCUGGCUGGUGUUUGUCCUGUAUGUCACCUGCGGUGACCAAGAGGUCCCAGCGCCCUGGGCCAGGGUACCACCGGCACCAACUCCAACUCCAAUUCCACCCCGACCUCCGUCCACACCUUCUCCUCUGCCACUCCAUCACCACCGCUCUCAACUCCACCAGUUCUGACACCCCUCUGGGCUGCUCCUGCUCUCCGACCAAGCUUUCUGUGUAACGGCAGGAAUAAAACCGUGAGAGUCAGGCCCUACGACCGAGACACAGAUUGCCCUUUUGGAUUACGAACUUCGUCGAGCCUCACGAACACGUGCGGCACCUGCCUGGGGCAGCACCGGCAAUGACCGCUGGGAUUCAGACAUCCCGCACGGAGAGGCUGGUCUCCCAGGAGAGCCGCUGUGGCCGAUCUGUCGAAUCCUUCCAGAUGGAGCCGCCACGCCAGCCAGCUAGAGGAGAGAAGGCACAAAAUCCGAGUGGGGUAGGUAGAUGAAAGCUGUAUGUCUUAGCGGGCCAAGCCGUCCGAUACUGCUGUUUCCGCAGUUAAAUGCUGCCAAUUUCAUAAGGUUCAACCUAAUACGUCUGACUGGUUUCUAUUUGA